Molecule: messenger RNA, 8066 nt
Organism: Canis lupus familiaris (dog)
Lineage: Eukaryota; Metazoa; Chordata; Mammalia; Carnivora; Canidae
Gene: ENDOU
Product: endonuclease, poly(U) specific
Exons: 10
Coding region: 5798-7042 (414 amino acids)
Biological process (GO): immune response
Molecular function (GO): RNA endonuclease activity; polysaccharide binding; scavenger receptor activity
Source: RefSeq, a predicted model, not a curated record
AAUAUCUUCUCUAAUGGUUUCCUUUGCUGUGCAAAAGCUUUUUAUGUUGGUGUCGUCCCAAUAGUUUAAUUUUGCUUUUGUUUCCUUGCCAGAGGAGAAAUAGCUGGAAAAAUGUUCCUAUGGCUGAUGUCAAAGUGAUUACCGCCUAUGUUUUCUUCUGAGAAUUUUAUGGUUUCAGAUCUCACAUUCUCACAGUUAGGUCCUUAAUCCUUUUUGAAUUUAUUUUCGUGUAGGGUGUAAGAAAGCGGCCCAGUUUCAUUCUUUUGCACUAGCUGUGCAGUUUUCCCAACAGCAUUUAUUGAAGGGACGGUCUUUUCCCCGUUGUAUAUUCUUGCCUCCUUUGUCAUAGAAUAAUUGGCCAUAGAGGUGUGAGCUUAUUUCUGGGUUCUCUGUUCUGUUCCAUUGAUCUGCGUGUCUAUUUUUGUGCCAGUACCAUCCUGUUUUGAUUACCGCAGCUUUGUACUGUAUCUUGAAAUCUGGGAGUGUGGUACCUCUAGCUUUGGUCUUCUUUCUGAAGAUUGCCUUGGCUGGCCCUGGUUUUUGAAAACACACAUUUAUCUGAUCUUGUUAGGUGCCAGGGACUGUUCUAAGAGCUUUGCCAGUAUUACCUCAUUCAAUCUUCACAAGAGCCUUGUCAGGUACUCUUACUUGCUUUAUUUUACAGUUAUGGGGAAAACCAAGGCAUAGAGAGGUCAGGAAAUGUGCCCAGGGGUGUAUAGCUGGUGAGUGGAAGAACUGGAAUUCGAACCCAGGUAGUCUCAGCAUUGUGUUCUGCUCCCACAAUCACAGCUUUCUGUGUGCUUCUUGGGUUGUCACCCUCCCCUUCUGGAGGCUGAGCUGUCCCAGCAUCCGUUUUGCUUGGCGAAGUCAGGUGAAUGAGCCAAUGCUGAGAAAGGAGGAAAUUGCCUAUCAUCCACCCCCCCUUAGACACUAAUUAUGACAAUUUUGAAAGGUCGUAGAUCUUCACACGAUGGGUAGGAACCGCUCCUGCCAGUUCCACUGUCGUCUUUGUUGAGGGCAGAAAGGCCAGCUGUGCCAACACACCCGGGGCAAAGGGCUGGUGAGGUGCUUCGUGCCAGGGCCUGGCUCUUGCUCGGCUGCUUCUAGCUCGCCCUCUUGCCUUUGCCCUUGCUCACUCCCUUGCUGUCUCUCCGAACCUCCUUAUCUCUGUCUGCCUGUCUCAUCGCUUCGCUUUGUUCCUGUCUCUGCCUCCAGACCCUCCCCAAACCUAUUGGGGUUUGAGGACAUGAAACAGAAAUUUUAUUUUAUAAACACUAUUAGGCAGCGUAAAAGAAACAUUAGCACCACUGGCAAAAAAAAAAAAAAAAAAAAAAAAAGAAGAAUGUAUGGAAGGUGGUUACUUAGGGAUCCUAAAAAGUGGGAUAAGGUUGAGGUAUAUUGUAAUAUUCCGUUGUGAAGUCAGAAGCUGCUGGAAUCCCAGGCCCUGUCAGGUCCCUGCGUUGGCUGCCCCUUGCAGUAGUGAUGCCAAGGGGCUGGCUUGGGGGUUUAGAUGCCCCUAAAUUUCCACCAGUUCCAAACAAACAUGAAAUACUACCCCAAAGGGUGUGUUUGCUAUGAAAACAUAACUGCACGAUGAAUGCCAAGACCCCAUUUCCACCCACUGCCCCCAAACCCCCACCAGGUGCAAAUUAAGAAGCUUCUUAAUCCCAAAGAGGGAUCCAUCAGCUCUCUGUUUUGUUCAUUAUCUUCCCUUGAGCCUUUAUAACAAGUGGGGCUGGAAGGCUCAGUUUGCUCAUUCAUUUAUUCUUGGUCCCUCGUACAUGUUGAUGGUUAUUUAACAUAUAUUCAAUGACAAAACCAAACAGUAGAGGGGACCUGGGAAGCGGACUCCCUCUCCAAAGGAAUUUCAGAGGGGAGCUGAAGAAACAGGCUGUAUGGAUGAAAAAUUAAAUGUCAGUGCAGGGCUUAACCGACACCACGUUGGCAACAGCACCAGAGGUGCGGUGAUGUGUCAAAGGCACCUGGGACAAAUAUCAAGAACUGGGUCCACAGGCGGGAGGGAGUCCUCUGGCUGGAGGGCUGAAGUCAGGCCUCAUGGAAGGGUGGCCUUGCUCUGAGACCAGAGGUGAGUAGGAGAUGGACAGGACAGGCAAGGGCAUGGUCGGUAAAGGAGUGGCCUGGGGUUUGACCAGCAGAACCAGAAGCACAGCCUGGGACUCCGGUGAAUGGCCUAGGUGGCACGUCUGACUAAUGCAUCCAGGACAGGUGGAGAGGGUGAUGCUGACUAUCAGGGCUGCCCACAAACCUAAAAAGAAAUACCUGGAAACCCUACUGUGGUACACAACACACAAAUCAAUGUGAAAGAAAACCACGCAUGGAGCCGCUCUAAAACUCAUUCAUGAAGAGGGAACUACAGACUGAGGUGGUUCACAGGGGACCAGGUGUGGGUGACUGUCCUGGGUCUCUAUCCUGGGUCACUUCCAGGCCACGGUGGGACGGAGGCUGGAGGUCUAGCAUCUUCAGGUGCCAGGGGUCCCCCUGGGAGGCGACUCUAGGCCUUACCUGUCCUGGGCCAGCUGCAGGGCCCCUCCAGUUUUGGCCUUGUGCUGAAGUGACGCAACCCUGGCUUCACAGAGGACAAGGAUGGUGGGUGAGCCGGCCUCGGCAUAUGUCCCCUUUGGUAGUUCCCCAGGCCCGUCUCUCCCAUAGCCUGCUGGUCCUGACCCCUCACCACCUUGGUAGCCCCACAGUCCGAUGCCAAGCCUUCUCUGUCCUCCAGCCCACAAGAAGCCAAUAGGUUCUAAGAGCAGUUUUCCAGCUGGGCCUGAAUCCUGCCAGUCCAGUGACAGCACAGCACCAGGCAUACUAGUGAGUGCUCAGUAAAUAUUUGCUCAUGCAACUCCCAUUCCCCACAUGGCUGAUGGCCUGGCUGCCUCCUGGAUCCUUGCCCAUGUGCCUUCACCCUCCACAGCUGCACCCUGUCCCCACUUCCUGAUCAGAGGAGGCAUCUCUGUUGGUGUUCUCAUCACGGGAAUAUCACUUCCCCAUGCACCUGUCACCACCCCCUCCGGGCCCCAAGUGUCCAGGACCCAGCCUCCUGGGACUCCUUUUAACCAAGGGUGGAAAGCCCAUGUGAAAACCUAACUGGGGGAAAACCUGGAAAGCAGAGCAGCAGAGCUUUCUGUCCAGACCAGGCCAGCUGCUGUCUGAAAUACCAUUUGUAUGUUAAUUUUAAAAAAAGAUUUUAUUUAUUUGGCAGGGAGAGAGAGCAAGAGAGCCCAAGCAGGAGGAGCGGCAGAGGGAGAGGGAGAAGUAGGCUCCCCACUGAGCAGGAGCCCGACAUAGGACUCGAUCCCAGGACCCUGGGGUCAUGACCUGAGCCGAAGGCAGAUACUUAACUGACUGAACCACGCAGGCGCCCCCGAAAUAGCAUUUAAUGCGUGUAUCUCUGUAUACAUCAAUGUGCAUCUAAUUGACCUUGAGGCAUCUUUGCACAAGUGCACAGAUGUGUGUUCCUACGUUGGCUAGCUGGAUUUUUUCCUACUGUCCUAACGACUUUUCUCCAUGUCAGCACGUCUUGGCUUACACGGUCCUGGGGUUUGGGAGUCAGAUCUGGGGAGCAGGGAUGAGCAGCCCUGAGAGGCACAGAGGCACGCGAGCGGAGGCAGGACAGCCUCUUAGGGCUGUGCAGGGCUUGCAACUUCCUAAGAGAUGUGGAGCCAGGUGACCACUGGGGUCCCUUCAAUUCCACGUGGUCUGAGCCCAGACCACUUUGUGUCGGACCCCAGACGUGAUGAAGCGGUUGUUGAUGUGUUUUGUGGGCCGACAUGGCAUCAGUGCCCAUUAGGGUGGCAUCUGGUUGGAGGCCCUGCUGCAUAACUUACUGAGGUGCUCCUGGCUGUACCUCCCAACCUUUCUGUGCCUCAGUUUCCUCCUCUGCGAAUGAGGCUAACAAUAGUACUGUUAAGGGUUGUAGUGAGAGUGGAGGAGAGGGUGCAUGGGAGGCUCGUGGAGUGUGAUACGCCGGCACAUGCUCCAUCGGUGUUGGUGGUUGUCCUUAAAGUUGGAAUUGUGGUUCUUGUUGGAGGACCCAGGUCUUUCAGAUGCGCCCUCUGGCUCAAUGGAGUCAGUCUCAACCGUCCCCCUACUGACCUAAAAUUCCCCUAUUGGGAGGGGGCACCCCUGCCCUGGAAGCUCUACCCCACAGGCAGCUCAGCUGGACAGGGGGCUGCCCUGGCCGGACUCCACACAUCCGGCCUCAGCCAAGGGCCCUUGGAAGGCACCGUCCACCCCAAAAUUCUGAGGCAUUGUUCUCCUGGCCCAGCCGGAGACAGUCUCCUUUAUUCCCUAAACUAACCAGAGUCCGAGAUCCCCAUGGGUGCCACCAGCCCCCAGGGGCUGCGGGCUCCUGCCAGCAGUGGCUGCAGCCUGUUCUCCUGCCCCAGCAGCCAAGCAGCCUUUCUGCUCCCACUUCUUCAACCAGCCACCCUCCUCCAUGGAAGGUCCCAGCUGACGUGUCACCUUGCAAGGUGGCUUGCCGCAGCUGUCCUCUGCACCCCGGAGCUCCACAUGUGGUCUCAUCCCCACACAGCGAGGCUGGGGGAUUCUCCUCAAGCAACCUUGGUGGCUCACCCUGGGCGUGGAGGGGGAAACCCCAAAAUGAACCUGGGAGGGAUUGUCAGGUCCAACCCCAUCAUUCCAGAGAUGAGGAAACGGAGCUCAGUAUCCCACAUUUCAAGCACUCCAGCCGAGGAGGACACGCUCCCCUACUUCACUCCUGGAAAAAAGUCACUAUAGACUCAAUGGUUUAUCAAUUUUGCCUUUUUAUGUGAGAGUUCUCUUUUACUGAAGUCUGAAUGUCCACGCAGUGCUCUUUCUGGAAAGGGCAUUUCACUUAGCAGAUUUUACCUUUCUAGGAGGGGAAACUUGGCAGCCCCAUGUUGCUGUGCUUCUGCUCUUGGCCCUGGGGAGGAAGGAGUGUCGAGAAGGGGAGGGUCCUCGGGAAGAUGAGUGUAAGUAGGGGAUGAAAGGAGUGGGCUCCUGGACCCCAGGAGAGGAAGGGUGCGUCCUCUGGCUGCCUCUAGGGCUCUUGCCCACCGCUGGCCUCGUAAAAUUGGAACCUGUGAGAACCUGAAACCUGUAACCCCUGAGAUGCUGACUCAGCAAGAAAUAGAGACCAUUUGCAGCUAUUUCUGGGGUGAUUUAGCUACAGGUGGUCUGAUGCUAAUAAGAGGGGCCCUCAUUUCUGACCCACAUGUCCUAUGUCUCUCCUUGCACUGACCUCAACGCGGGCCUGAGCUCUUAACUGCUUGUCAGGUUUAUAAUGAUCCCCUUAUUAAGUUCCUCAGAUUAAGCACCGGGAACUCAAAGAUGAAGCCAGCCUGCAGCUGCUUGGAAGGUCAGGACAGUGGCUGGCAGGUCGGUGGGUGUUUGGAGGACAUCACCCAAAGACAAGCCCAUUGGCGCUCACACUUUGGCCGGAGAGCCCCGUCUCCCCAACUAGGCCCAUCUUGAGGUGCCAGCUUGCAUGACCUAUUUUCUGGCUACGAACAGCUCGUAUUACCUGUUCUAAACAUCUGGAAUUACCUGCCUGCUUAGUCACCUUCCCUCUGGCUUCCAACACCUGUAGGGCUCCACCCCCUCUCCACCUCUUAUCCAUCCGGGGUCCCUCCCUCCCCUUUUUCUUCCUGAAGGAUCUGGAGGUUCCAGAUCCACAAGUUCUGAUGUCUUUAAAAGGAUCAGCCUGGGAAAUAAGGCUCAUUUGAGAGCUGUGACAUUCACCUGACUCUAGUGAAAGUCCCAGAGCCAAUCCACUUGGGGCUUCCAACCGGGCACCAUGAGGGCCUGUGUGCCCCUGAUCGUGGCCGCGCUCUGCAGCCUGGCCUGGGCUGGAAACUUGGAGUCAUGCGCAUCUCGCUGUAAUGAGAAAUUCAACCGGGACGCUGCCUGCCAGUGUGACCGCCGGUGUCACCGGCAUGGGGACUGCUGUGAGGACUAUGAGCACCUGUGCAGUGUGGAAGAAGAUCCCAAGGAGCCCGAGCCAUUCCUGGAGCUGGAGGAAGAGAUGUUGGAGGCCCCCCCUGGCCACUUGUACUCGGCACCCAGCUCCUGCCAGGCCCGCUGCCACGAGGCCUUCGACAGGCACCAGCCCUGCCACUGCGAUGCCCGCUGCCCAGAGUUUGGGAACUGCUGCCAGGACUUCGAGGGCCUCUGUGGCCACCACGAGGGCUUCUCCUACAGCAGUGAUGCCAUAACCAAGGAGGAGCUCCAGAGCAUCUCUGAGAAGAUCUACAGGGCGGACGUCAACAAAGCCCAGAAGCAGGACAUCAUUCUCAACAGCCAAAACCGCAUCUCGCCCUCGGAGGCCAGAGACCAAGUGGACCGCUGCCCGGAACCGCUCUUCACGUACGUCAACGAGAAGCUGUUUUCCAAGCCGACCUACGCGGCCUUCAUCAACCUCCUCAACAACUACGAGCGGGCCACGGGCCGCGGGGAGCACUUGGGCGCGCAGCAGCUGGCGGAGCAGGACGCCUUCCUCGGGGCGGUCAUGGGCACCGCGGUCCUCAAGGAACUGGACGGCUUCCUCCGCCAGCAGAAUCGCUAUAGCUCAGAACAGGAGUUUGUCAAUGAUUUGAAGAACAUGUGGUUUGGGCUCUAUUCAAGAGGCAAUGAAGAGAAGGACUCAAGUGGCUUUGAACACGUCUUCUCAGGUGAAAUCAAAAAAGGCAAAGUCACCGGCUUCCAUAACUGGAUCCGCUUCUACAUGCAGGAGAAGGAGGGCCUGGUUGACUAUUACAGUCACAUCUACGACGGCCCUUGGGAUUCAUACCCCGACGUGCUUGCCAUGCAGUUCAACUGGGAUGGCUACUAUAAGGAAGUGGGCUCAGCUUUCAUUGGCAGCAGCCCCGAGUUUGAAUUUGCGCUCUACUCCCUGUGCUUCAUUGCCAGGCCAGGCAAACUGUGCCAGUUAAGCCUGGGUGGAUAUCCCUUGGCCAUCCAGACCUAUCCCUGGGACAAGUCCACCUAUGGAAAUGGCAAGAAAUACAUCGCCACUGCCUAUGUGGUAUCUUCUACCCAAUAGAGCUUGGAGCCAGCUAGGGGCAUGACGGCAGCGAAAGUUCUUGCAGGACUCAGGUGCUAUCUGCUCUGGGCUGGAGGGGGAUGGAGGAGACUGGGAGGCAUUCCUAAGUUUAGAAAUGCCUUUAGAAAUGAGAGAAAAGACACACACAAAAAAGAAAAAUACAGAGAAACACUCAAAUCUUUGUGCUCCAGCAUUUUGAAAAUAGAGUCUACACAGAGAAGAUGGGAGCCUUCUGUAGCCCUUUGCCCGGAUGAGAAGUGAAACCAUAGACGAGUCCUCAUAUUUCCUUUUAAUGUAAAGGGAAGUGGUGGGCUCUCUUUCCUCUUUUUUGGAGUUGGUGAGAGGGCAAACCUGAUGAUAUCGUUACUGUGAAGGUGUUUUCAAUUGUUCUUAAGAAGAACAGCAGAUAAAAAUUCAAGGUUACUAUAAUGGCUGUUAUCAUACACAGCUCUGCAAACUGCAAUUCAGCCCUAUGUUGGGGCCUCAAAGAACUUCGGUCAUGGAAAUCAAGCAGUGGGUAUUUGGUGUUUUCUAGGGUUAUAUCCUCUCAGAACAGGGUCUGGGAAAAUUCUCAUGCUUGAUGGAGAGGAUAAUGGGUUGACACAGUGAGUGAACUUGGGAGGGAGUGAACUUCUCCAGGCCUGAGUGUUGUUGCAGCCAGCCCAAUGACUGCAUCAAGAAGCUUCCUACUUGUAGAUGUUUAGUGCAGGUACAGAGGUAUAUUUUGAUCCCACAUAUUUUGUGAAAGAGUUCCCCAAAUAGGAGGAACAUUUUGCAUCAGAAGGAAGGAACUUACAGCUUGGUGACGUUAACAAUUACUUUAAGGCUUACCCAGAAGCCAUAAUUUGCUGGAAUUACUUUGGAGUUAAAGACCAGGGAGAGUGGGGUUCCCUGUUCCAACCUCAAUUAUGCAUUUCUCCUCCCCUGACCUCAGGGAGAACUAGAUGCUGUCCCACAGAACUAGGCUGGAACUAUGGUUUACAGAGAUUGAGUCUCCAAUUAAAGUCAUUAAGAAAAGUUGAAA